UUCACUCCGUUUUUCCCCUUUGUCUGAUCAAAGGAGAUAUAAAAACGUAGCGCCUUCUAACAACUCGAGCCUGCUGUUUUCACGCACAGCGAAAUGCCUUCGGCACAGCUGGGGACAAUCGCAGAGGCAAGGAUUUUCGCAAUGAAUUAAUUAAACCCUCACUACCCUAGGAAGCACAAAUAGUGACGAAGCCUGAUCGCUAAGCUUCAGGGUGCGAUGUGAGUGAAAAUGAGCCCUUGCCUCUGCUCUUUCUAAUGGACCUGAAGAACAGACCCUGUUGCUGCUGUUAGAAUCCCUUCCCCAUCUCACGUUCCACCUCCUUUGCUCUCACAUCCACCUGCGCGCAAAUAUUUACACAUUGCCACAUCAGAGAAAUGCACACACAUUUUCCUGCAAACACUCGCGCGCACGUCCUUCCGCGGCUGCCUGUGUCCUGUCUCUCACCCAGACACAGACAUCUAUACACGUAGGCCAGAAAAAGCGCAACCCACGGUCCUGUGACUCCACGCAGGUCCUCAGAACACGCCGUUUACAUUGAACCGAUCCGCGAGCACAGACAAACCUACCAACAAGUCUACUGGCUGGAAUUCAUCUCCAUGGCAACAAACAUGGAAGGCGGAGAACUGACUCCUGCAGGAACUCCCAAGAGCCACCACGAUGCACCAGUGAACGAUGAGUAGCACCUACUGCAGCAAUUCUUCAGCUAAGAUGAGUGUCAACGAAGUCUCUGCAUUCUCCCUGACGCUGGAGCAAAAGACUGGCUUUGCCUUUGUGGGCAUCCUGUGCAUUUUCCUGGGGCUCCUUAUCAUCAGAUGCUUCAAGAUUCUCUUAGACCCAUAUAGCAGCAUGCCCUCUUCUACGUGGGAAGACGAAGUCGAAGAGUUUGAUAAAGGGACCUUUGAGUAUGCGCUUGCCUGAUGGUGGUUCCAGCUUCAAGCCUUUUCCAGUUGCCACUGGGACACAUGUGAGACACAUUUUGUAAUUAGCCUGACUGUGCUGCUGCAGAGAGGAUCAUUUCAUUCACAAAAUUCAAUAAACAUCUGUGAUUGAUUUAUCCACCA
This is a messenger RNA of Peromyscus maniculatus bairdii (prairie deer mouse), 1061 nucleotides long. RefSeq names its product cortexin 2 (gene Ctxn2). The record is from RefSeq and is a predicted model, not a curated record. NCBI's taxonomy places the organism in Eukaryota, Metazoa, Chordata, Mammalia, Rodentia, Cricetidae.